Molecule: messenger RNA, 11355 nt
Organism: Paramecium sonneborni
Lineage: Eukaryota; Ciliophora; Oligohymenophorea; Peniculida; Parameciidae
Source: the annotation of a GenBank genome assembly
AUGAAUUCUAAGGAACAAAAUUAUAUUCAUAUUAAUUAUGGAAAGGUAUAUCCAAAUGACUCUGGUGAUAAUAGAUUAUUAAAUUACUAAGAUGAUUAAAUUCCAAAAGAAGAAAUAGAGCCUAUCUAAUAUGGAAAAAUAGGAGUAAGAGAAAUGAUAUUUAAUUAGAAUGGUGACUAAAAAAUAAAAACGAGAUUAGUAGGAAAGAAGGAUUAUUUAAAUAAAUGGAUGAUUGAAAUCAAAUAACAUUAGGAGGCUAAAAAAACUUCAACAUUCAUUUUGGAGAAUAACAUAUAAAGGUUCAAAAAUAUUACUAUUAUAGUCAAUACUUAGGAAUGAUUUUACUUAGAAGACUAACUAGAUUUAUACUUCAAUUGAUUCUAAUUGGAAUAGGAAUUAUAUUAUUUGUAUGGGGAGAUUCUGUAACAGUGAAAAACACAUCUUGGUAGGCUGAAAAAGACACAGGUUUAAUAGAUAUAUAUGUUGGUAAUUGUUUUUUGAAUGUGAGUUAAUCAAAUGAUUUAUUAAAAGUAUAUUUGAAAGCAUAAUUUUUUAGUUUUUUGUUAAAGCAAAAGGAAGUGUGAUAUAAUAAAUAAAUGGAGCAAAUUAAUUUAUAAUUAAAGCAGAAAUAUUAGAAUCUGGAGUAGCUAAUUUAACUUUUUAUAAUCCAACAAAUGAUGUAAUCAUUAUUAAUUUUAUCUUAGUUAAGAAAAUGUAUUGUAGAUUUAUAAUUGCCAGUUAAUAUUGAUGAAUUCAAAUUUAUUUGUAGAUAUUAAUCAGAAUGUAUUCUGGCAUUUGGACUAUAAAAUUUUAAGGUGACUUAAAAAUUCAAUGCUAGUUCAGAGUCUUAAGCAAAGAUGUAAAUCAAUAUAAGAAACAUUGAAACAGAAAAUUUCAUAUACAAUUCAUCAUCAUCAGGAAAUUUAUUUGUGAAUAAUUUUUUAAUAAGCAAAGCAGAUAUAAGAUUGAAUUAAGGUGAUAUUUUUCUUUAAUCAACUAAACCAUAUUCCUUAAAUUUUUCAUCAUAAUCUCAAUCAAUUUGUGCAACCAGUUAGAAGAUAAUAUAAGAAAAUAUCAAUGAUUGUAAUUUAACAAAAAAUGAAUAAGGAAAUGUUGAUAAAGAAUGUACAGGUUUUUUAAGCUUAUGUUCAGCUAAUUCUUGUGAUAUAAAAUAAACAAUAAAUAUUAUAGCUAAUUCUAGUAAAAUUUAUGCAAACACAUUAUCAGAGAUUGGAAAACCUUUAAUCUAAAAUAUUUAUGAAGUAGAAGUAUUUAAAACAUCUCCUUUUGAUUCUGGGUAAUUAAAUUUUGAUUAAGAAUCCUUAUUCAAAAUAUAAAAUUUUGUAAACAAAAGUGGAUCAGAGAAUAUAGCUAUACGACUUGAUGUUGGUGGUCAUUACUUAUUGUAACAUUCUUUGAGUACUUUUUGGACUUAUUUUAGUAACCCAUCAUAUGCAGCAUUUUAGCCAUGGUGGUUAUCAGCCUUUUCUGGCACUUUUUUGAAUCCUUCUUUUGAACAUAUGUAUGUUCGUCUUGAAUCAGGAUUUUGCCCAUAAAAUGUUGCAAUGAAUGCAGAAUAAAUUCUUGAAAUUUCAGAUUUGAUUAAGAGAACCUUUAAUACAACAUAUGGAAAGGCUAUUCUUAUUUAGAAAGAUAAUGAUAUGAUGGAAGAUGAUGUAUUGAAUCUAAAUAUUAAUUAUUAUGGUUUCAAUCCAUUAGAAUAAAAAUAAAAAGGAUAAUUUGAAAAAUGGUCAACUAUUGAAAAUAUUGCUGAUAAUAUUAUUUUUUAACCUUUGGAAUAUGAUCCAUUUUUUAUUGCAGCAAUAACAUUGUCUUUAUUCUCCUCUUUAAUUUUUGGAGUGUUUUGUACUUAUUUCCUAUAUAUGUAUUAAAAGGAUUAGAAGCUUUUACUUUGGAAUCUUGCACAUAAAUUUCAAAUUAUAAUGAGACAGCAUAAUAAAAAAAAAGUAAUUUAACAGAAACAAUAAAAUAAAUGAUUAAGAAAUUAAAUUAGAUUGGUUCAUAAAAGGAUCCUCCAAUUCUAUUGGGAGUAUUAUCAUAUAUAUUUUAUUUUUUGUGCUAAUCAUAACUUAAGAGUGCCCCAAAAUUAUUUUUUAAUACUUUAUUUACAAAAAGUAAAAUAAAAAUUAAAAAUUUUGAAUUUAUUUUUCAAACUUUCAUUAUUAAAAUCAAGUCUUAAACAUUUAUAAAAACUAAUAUAUAAUCUGUAGUUAUUACGAUGAUAGCAUUGAUGAAGAGGAGAUUAAUGAACAAUAUGAAUAAUUUUGUUAUCUUAACAAACUUACAAUUGAGCCAUUAUCAUAAUAAAUAGAAUUAUUAAAAUAAUAUGGUUAUGAAUUUGUAGAAAAAUAAGAUGUACUCAUUUUGUCUAAAAUAAAAAUGAAUCCAAAUCCUAAAUCCUUAGAUUCAAUAAGUUAUGAAGAAAAGACAUCUAAAAAUUCCAUUGAGCUAUUCAUUUCCACUUAAUGCUUACUAACUGGAAUUCCAGCAGAUGUAAUUAGAUCAGAUAAACUUGAAAAGGCUUAUGUUGAUUUCUGUGGUAAGACUUUAACAAUUUUAGAAUUUAAUGCUAAAGUAAUUUCAGAUAAUUACAAUCUAUCUAUUUCAGAUCUUAAAGCAUUUGAACUUAAUUAAGUAAUAGUACCAAAUUCAUAAAGAUAUUCAAGGGUUUUUAGGCUGCUUCGUAAAUUUGCAAAAUUCAUCCCUCUUAUUGAUGAUAAUUAUUUUGGAUAAUCAAUAUUUAAAAUAAAAAAAGACUCAAAAAUAAAUUAAUGUUAACAAAAUCCGAUUGAAUCAUUAAGAAAGAUAGUAAAUUAGGAUCUUAAUUAUAAUAUGUUCAUUCAAAGUUUGAUAUUUAAUUAUCAUGAAAGAUUCUGGAAUAGAAAUUAUAAAUAUUAAGGAAGUAAUUCUGGAUUAAUUUUAAGUGACUUAUUUGAGGUUCUUUAUAUAGAAGACUGGGUUUUAUCAGAUUUAUUUAUCAUUUUUUGUAAUCUUUUAGUUACAAUGCUUACUAUAAUUCCGAUGCUUUUUUUUAUUGUCUUAGUUAAUGCAUCUUAUUCACCGUUUUCAAUUUAUAACCCCAAUACCUUAUUAUUUAUGGAUGAUGUAUUAUAUAGACCUUGGUUAAUUAUUGGUUAUUUUGGAAAUGCAGAUGAUUGGGUUCUAGCAUUAGGCAUUCUAUUAACAUAUUAUGCAAUCAUUUCAUUUAUAUUCUAGAGUGUGAAAUAUUUAUCAUCUUAAUUUCCAGAAGAAGUUGGUUUCAUUUAAGAAUUUAAGUUGUACUAAAAUAAUGUAUUAAAAUAUUUUAAUUUAUUUUAAUGGCUACAAUUUUUAUUAUUAGCUUUCAGUUCAUUCAUAUAUUUUGGAUUAAUAAUUGUAUGGUUACUUUUAGGUGCAAUAAUAAACCCUAAUUUAUAUUUGGUUUACUCAUCUUCUGCUUUAUCUCUUGUGGCAUUUAUUGCUGUUUAAAUAUCUUCAAUUAAAUCAAUUUAUGAAUAAGUAUGUGGUGAAAUUAAAAAAAUAGUGAAUGAAAUUUUUUUGAGAACUUUUGGAAAUUUUGCAGGAUCUCUAAUCAAAGAAAUUUAAAUAGUAUCAGAUCUAUCUAUUACAAUUAUUAAUUCAAAAAAUAUGAAUGAAGCUAAAUAAGCAGCUAAAAAUCUUGGUUUUUAAGAAGAACUGAAUGAACUUUGUAUUUUAACUUAAGGAAUGCUAGAUUAUGCUUAUUCUGCUGAUUUAAACUAGGAUUAAAUAAAUUUUAAAUAAAUUAAGGAAAAAUUUCUUUAAAAAGCUUAAGAAAAAUUUAUUAAUAUUUCUAAGGACUAAUUUGAAAUUCCUUAAAUUGUAGCGGAAUUAUUAGUCAAAGUUCAUUUUAGCAAUUUUGACCAAAUCAUUAAUCCAUUAGCAAACUAGAUAUAAAUAGAAAGCUAAAAUAAAAUACCAGCAUCUAUUAUUAAAUGGGUUUAUUAGACAUCUGUUAAAUUAAAUAAUCUCUUAACAACAAAUAAAGACUAAGAAAAGUAUGAAUUACUGAAUCAUUGGCAAACUAUUAGUGAGGCUUUAGUUGAUUUUAUGACUCAAAAAAUAAAAAAUGAAGAUAAAUAAGGAAUCUAAUUAAUAUAUCAAAUUUUAUUGAAAAUAAUUUUUAAUUUGUUGAUGAAUAGCUCAUCUUAAAGCACAUAUUUACAAAUUAAAUAUUUAUUCGAAAAUCUCAAGGAUUUUAUUACAAUAUCUCCAACUCCCUUGAAAGUGUUAGAAUUAAUUUUUUCAUAUGCGUAAUCAUUAAACGACAACAAUAAUACCCAUAAAUUAAAAUAAGAGUUAAUAACAAAAUUACUAUCUUUAUUUAAUAUAGAUAAUGAUUUAGGAUCUGUAUAUAAAAUAUUAUUUUAAAAAAAACAAUCAUUAUUUAUAGAUAAAGAUAUCUAACUAAAUGCCACUUAAUAAUCUGAAAUUAUAAUGAGAUUAUGUGAUAAAUAUUUUCUUAAAGAUAACAAAGAUUAAAUACUUAAAAUGAAAUUUGAAACUUUUGUUAUUUUUAUUAUGAAACUCUUAUAAAAUGACAAACCACCACUUGCUGUUUUAGUGAAAUUAUUUUAAUUAAUUAACUCAGAAAAGAACGAUAAUAAUCAAGAAUAUUUUGAGAAAUUAUUAGAUUAAUAUUAAGAACAAUUAUAUUUAGGAUUUUCAAGCUUUUAAUUAGGUAUAAAGGAUUGGUACCAAGUCAUGAAUAUCAAUCUAUAAGAUAAAUCUAGGGAAAUUUUAUUUGAUAUUUUAUAUGUCUCAAGCAGAUUUUUAUGGUCUUCAAAAAUUUUAGAGAGACAGAAUUUUAAAAAAUAAUCACCUGAAUAUGAGAAUGUAAUUUAGAGAAAAAAAAAUAUAUAAGCAUCUGAAACACUUUCUAGAAAAGAUAAAUUAAAAGAUAGAGGAAUAAUUAAACUAAUGUCUUAAGCAUUCUAAAUUUCAGAAAAUGCUGUAAUUGGACUAAUUUUAAUUUUAAAAAAUGAUAUCCAAACUACGAUAUAUCAUGAUGCCAUUUAUAAUGAAUUAUUUAAAAUAGCAUAAACAUAAACAUUCAAUACCAAAGUUACAAUUGUUAAUUUUAUUUUUUAACUGUUAUCAAAAACUAAUUUUGAAGAAAUUUUGCCAUUCUUAAAAUAAGUUUAAAAUAAAUUAUUAAUCAACAAACUAUUAAAAAUUAUAUUUUCAUCAUAAGCAAUGUUUAAGCUUUUUAAUGGAUUUAUGAUUAUAGAAAAUAUAUUUAAUGAGUAUAAUAGACAAAUGAUUGACAAAGAAGAAAUAAAAAUAUAUCUUGCUAUGGCAAAAUUAUAAUUGUUUGGCUAAGAAUUUUUAUUUUAAAUGGAAAAUGAUUCGGAGUUUAGAGGAACAGUUGAAAAAAUUUGGAAUGAUAGAAAUCUUUAAAUUGAAAUAAAUCAAUAACUUGAUGAAAGUGAAGAUUAAUUAGUUAACUAUUAUAAAACAGAAAAUAUUACAUUUUUUACUUUCUUAAUGUAGACUUAAAGGGAUAAAAAAUCAAAAUAAUUUAAGCUAGAUUUCUUAUAAUAGUUAUCUAAAUAAGUUGGUCUUCACUUAGACUAUAUAUUUAUGAUUUUAGAAUAAUAGUAAUGUAUUUUAUCUAAUACUACAUUGUCUUUUCCUUAACUCAAUGGACUUAAUUAAGAAGCUUUCAAAAAUUUAUUAAUUUUUAUAUCUUUUUAAGAUGCCAUCAGUGUAUAACAAUCACUUUAGUAUUUUAUUAAGUUUAAUUCCUUUGAAUAUGAAAGCAUUGAUAUAAGCAAGAUUUAGAUAGAACUUUAAAAAAUAAUAGAUAUUGAAAAAAAUAUCAUAUCCUUUUAAACCCAAAAUAAAAUAAACUAUAUAAAUUAAAAAUUAUAAAAUUUAGUUGUCAAUAAAAUAUUUUAAACAAGGCAACCAGUUAAUAAUUCAUUUUUAGGCCACCUAUUUUAGCAUAUAAAAUAUGAAUUAAAUGAUAACUUAACUAUAUGCUAAGUUUAGCGGAAGAAGAUGGAAUUUGCUCCAACUGUUUCAUCUUAAAAUUCAAAUGACAUUAAAAUUUUUUUAGCUUAAAUUCAAUUAUGUGAAUAUUUUUUUUAAAUGAUGUUUAAUGAAAAUGCAGAAAUCAAAAAAUAAGCAGUUAGGAAUGUUUUAAAAUUAGAUCGUCGAAUAUCUAGUUAUAAAUUACGGCAUAUUUCCGAUUUUAUGGCUGAUAUAAUUGAUGGAAAUUAUAUCAGACUUCUUUUUCAUUUCCUUGAUAUUUGUAAUGGCUAUUUCCUAAAUAGGACUCGCUAUUACAAAUUUUUCAGAAAAGUAAUAGAUAUUAUUAAUGGUUUUAAAAUUAAAACAAAGAAGUAUUUUGAUUAUAUGUAUUUGGAAAAUGGAAAGUUAUAUGAUGCAUUUUAAUAAUUAAAAUACACUCUAAGCUUGAAUUUAGAUUGUUUCUUAAUGAUCUUACAAGAGGAGGAAGUUAAUUGUAAUGUUAGAUAUAUUAAAGGGUUAUUUAGUUUGAUGACAUCAAAUUUAGAUUACGAUAUAUUAGUGAAUGUUUUUAAUUUUGAAGAGUAAACUUUAAAAUUUGCUUAGUUCCUAGUAUCUGCAAUAUUUUCUGAAAAUAAAUUAAAACUACUGUAAGAUCCAUAAAACCUUGAUUUCAUCAAAACAGAACUUUAAUUAUAAGAAGUAUCCCCAAUAAUUAGUUUAGUAGAAGUUCUUGAGACAAAUUCUAUGGACGCUGAAUCAUUUAUCAUUAAGUUAAGAAUAUAAUAAAAUCCAAGUUUAUCUAAAUUAUUUAAAGUUUUAUUUGCUUUUAAAAGAUAGCUGGUUUUUAAAGAAUCUUUGAAAGAAUUGUAAUUAAAUUUUAACUCUUUAUAAGAUUAAAGAUUUGAAAUUUUUAAAUAAGGUAAUGAAAACUUUAGGUUUUAAUAAAAUUAAUAGAAUGAUAUUGAAUUAACAAAAGUGCUUGAGAUUUUACAUUGGUUCUCACAUCCUAGACCAAUAAAUUUCAUAUUUUUACUAGAUAGAAUAUAAUUACUUGAUUAAUAUGAACCAGCUGCUAUAUUUACAGCUGCUAUUGUAGGAAUAGCCAAAUAUGAUUAAUAUAAUUAGUAUUAAACACAACCACCAGAAUAUAUAAAAUAUAGGUCAGAUAAUAUAUAAAAGUUAAGUAACAAAUCAGUUGAAAAAGCAGUAUUAUUUAUUACUCAAACUAGUGAUUAAGAUGUUUAAGAAGCCUUUAACCUUUUUUAAUUAGCAACUGGUAUUAAUCCACUUUUGGUUAACGCAAUUUUUAAUGACAAUCAAAACUCAAAUCGAUCCUUAUAAUAAAUUUUUUAAUCUGUUAACAUAAAUAAUUAAAAAAUAAUCUUAGAAUUUUUGUAAAAUUUUAAUACAUUUCAUUAUGAUGUUAUAACUCUUAUUAAAAUUAUAGAAUUCGAAGCAGUCAAGAAUUCAAAACAUCCAAAAUUUAAUAAUGAAAUAGUUAAUGAUUUACUAAAUUCUCUUGGAUUAGAUAUAAAUAAAUUCAUUACCAUUGAAAAUUUUUUGAAGUCUUAAGCUAAAGGAAAAGUUUCAAACUAUUUCCCAUUUUCAUCAUUAGUUCUUAUUUUUUCAUUGAAAUAAAUGAGAUAAAUAAAAUAAUAAAAAGAUAAUGCAUUGGCAAAAUAUCUUAAAGGUUAAUUUUGCAUUAAUAUAGCAUUUACGGUAUUUGAAAAAUAUUUGUAUUUUUAUGAUAAUAAAAAUCUUAUUAAUUUGAAUAAACCUGCUAUGGUAAAAUUGAUAAGUUUAGGCAUAUUUGAUACUACUAAUUUGAGAUCUUCUGAAUAUGAAAUUGAUUAUGUAAAAUUAGAAGGGUUAUUAUAUCCUGGAAUUAGCGAUCCUUUAUUAGAAAUAAAUGGUAUUAAGCCUAAUUAUAUUUGUUAAAAAACUAAUAAUUUAAGUGAUCUCUCAAAGAACUUUAAUGAUUAAUAUGAUGAAUAUUGCAAAGUUUUUUAUAGGAUAUUACCAUAAAAUAAUGAAUAAAUAGAGAAUAGAUUAGAAUUUGAGGAUUAUAAUAAAUUUUGGACAUCAUUAUUUUUAAACAAUUUUAAUUAUCCUUAGUAAAUUUCUAGGAUUUACUUUAAUAGUUUAUCAAAUGAAAGCAAUCAAAAGAAUUACUUUGAUGAAAUAAUAAAAAAAUUCCCAAAAGAGUUAUCGAAAUUAUAACUAUAAUAUUCAUUAAUUUUUAAUUUAAUUUAAUUAAAUUUAUCACAAUAUGGAUACAUUAGAUCAAAGUAUUGGGAUAAAUCCUUAUAAUUAAUUAAAAGAUAAAUAUUUAAGCAAAGUGAAAUUGAACUAUUAGAAAAUGAAUAAAUUUAAUAAAUUAUGAUUUAAUUAAUGUAGUAUUAUAUAGGGCAAUUUACAGUUUCCAUAAAUGAAAGAAACAACAUAGAAAACUUAUAAUAAUAAAAAUAAAACUUCAAAGAAACAGAAUUAAAACUAAUUUAGGCAAUUUUAUGCUUAAAAUAAUAGUAAAGUAUUAAAUCGAAAUUUAGAGGAUCAAAACAAAAAUUUCCUGUUGAUUUAAUUUAAUUAAUUGAUAAUAUUUUAGGGUUAACAUUACAUAAGAGUGAAUAAAAAGCAUAUAGAUCAUUAAUAAAUUUACUUUAUAAUCCAAAUGAUAUAUUGGAUGAAUAGUUUAAUUAUAAAUAAUGGGGAAAUAAAAAUAUAAUAAUGAAUGCAGUAAUGAUGAUAUUAGUGAAAGUAUAACUAGAAAACAAGAGACCAUUAUAAAACUUCUCAGUAAUAGCUAGGGAGAAUUCCAAAAUGCUAUUUAUACUAUUCUUUAGGAAACUAAGAUGAAAAUUUGUAUUAAAACGAUAUUUAAAUGUAUAAAUAAAAUAGCAAUCUCUUAAGUUUAGGAAUAGAUGAAUUGCUUAAGGAUUACAAAUUAAUAUCUACAUUUACUAGAUAUCAAAUAAAAGUAAUGAUAAGAUGUUUCUUAGGUGAUGUUGAAGCUUGGUAUACAUUUAUUGCACUUCUUAGACAUUAAGAAAAUUUAGAAACGGACUUACUAUCAGAGAGUCUUAUAAGAACUUUUAUAUUAGAAAUAUUGUUAUUUUUUAAAAAUUGUGGUUUUAGAAAUGCUUUAAUUAAUAAAGAUUAAAUAGAGAAAUAAUCUUUAUAAUAAAUAUUAAAAUUACACACUAAAUAAAAUUUAAGUGAAAUUAUAGAAUAUGCACUAAUUAAUACUUUUAUAAAACAUUAGUUAGUACCACCAGAAAAAAGCAUAUGUUAAAUUAUAGAAUUUAUAAGUUUAUUAUUUGAAGGAAAAACAGAAGUACUAUAUAGCGAAAAUAGUUUAUCUUUAGAGAUACUUAUAAAACUAUUUAAUAUAGAUUUAUAAGAGGACUAAGAAUUAAUAAGUUUAAUCAAACUUAUAAUAGAAUUGCUAUUUAAAGGUGAUUAAUUAAAUUCAAAUAUCUAAUAAUUUGUAAGUUAGAUUAAAUUUUUACAAGAUGAAAAGUAUAAGGGUGCAUUAGAAUUAUUUUAGGAUAUUAUUGAAAUAAAAAAGGCUGAAAAUGUUAAUGUUUUUAUUGUAAAGUCAUAUUAAAUUCUAGAAAGACUAAACUUAGUAAAUUUUUAUAAAUAUUCAAAUCUUUUCGUAUCUUUUAGUUUAAUUAUACAUAUUCCUUAUUUUCCUAUAAACGAAAUAGAUGAAAUAACAAUAAUGAAUGUUUUGUUGUAUCCAAUUAUAUGGUUAGGGUCAACUUUAGAAAACCCUAAAGAACCAUUUACCAAAUUUUCUGAAUUCUCUAAAACAUUUAUGUAAAAUAUUACUCCAAAACACUUUAAGUAAAUUUUAAGUAUAUUGUGUGAUUUAAAUAAUUAAGAGAUUAACAUACAAUCUGAUUUAUCAAAAAAAAAAGUGAACUUUUACCUGAAAUCAUUUAAAGCUUGGUGUUUACAAAAUUAGGAGAGUGAUCUAUUAUAAAUGUUGUAAUUUAUUAGAGAUAAGGUUUUUGAUAUUUCAUAAUUUCCAGCCUCUUUACAAAUUAUUAUUUAAGCUUUAAUUGAAUAAUUAUAUGAUAAUGAAAAUAAUGAAAGUCCAUUUUAAACCCUUUCGAAAAAAUUUAUAGUUGAAAUUACAAAGAAUGAGACUUUAAAAUAUGAUAAAUAAGUAAUUGAAGCUAUUUUCUUUACUUUACAAGAUAUAUAGAAUUCAGAAGAUAUUUUAAGUGAAAAAUUUAUAUUAACCAUCUCUAAUUUACUUUCAAAUUAUCCAGAAAUAAAGAAAAUUGUUGAAAUAAUAGUUUCAUUUUAUUAAACUAAAAAAAUUGAUACUCUAAAAUUUUUAUCUCAUUCAAUUUUAUAAUAAUGUUUUGAAAAUAAAUAAUUAGAAGGAUUAAAGCUUGAAAAUAUUCCUUUUGAAUAAUUACAUUAAAUGGCUUUAAAUGUAUAAAAAAUGAUUAAGUAUAUUGAUGAAUCAAAAGAAGUAAAUGAAAAGGAAUUCUUGACAGCAAUAAAAUCAGUCUUAGAACCUAUUUUUGGAGAAAAAUAGAAAAUUAAUUUAUAAAUUUUAAUCAAAUGUUCUGAAUCAAUUUUUGCACUCAAAAAAAAGUAAUUCAAUAAGAUUUCACAAGAAUUCUUUUAAAUUAUGAAAAUAUCUUUGUCAAAUAGUUAGUUUUUUAUUCGUUUAAUGUAAGAUUUUGAAAUAAGUUUGCAAACACCUUAAUAAUUAAUUGAAGAGAAAAUGGCUUCAUUAGCAGAUCCAGAUACAAUGAGAACCAUUUAAUACAUGAGUUCAGUUAUGCUAAAAUUAAAUGAUAAUCAAGAAUUAAAAUAUGAAGAUAUGUUUAGAAUUUUGGAUAAAAACAGUUAAAGAUAAGUAUAAGCUAAUGAUGUUAUCUAAUUUUUAAGAAGAGUAAAUAUAGAAAUUACAGAACAUAAAUUUAGAGAAGUGCUGGUAAUAAUUAAAGGAUAAUAAGUUAACAUGAAAAAUUGCAUGAUUGAUUUUUAUGAAUUUAAAGAAAUCAUGCAAGAAAUUUCUAUUUAAACUAUGUUUCUAAGUUUAGAAUAUUUAGGUAUUUCAAAACCCUUAUUAAUCAAAGGACUAAUUAUUUUAGUAAUUUAUUUAGUAAUUGUUAUUGCAUUUAUCCUUAUUGGAGUUAAAGCAUUGCUAUUCCAGGUACUUUUGCUGCAAUAAUCAAUGCUAUAUUACCUAUGAUAGGAGGAUUAGGAUUGAAUAAAUAUUCUGCUGAAAAAAAAUUAAAAUCAGUUCAAUUAACAUACAUUAUUGAAGUUGUCAAAAAAGCUAUUAAAGUUAUAUAAGCAAGAAAAAUUUGA